GGUAAGUCAUAAGCGUAGAAGCCACAACAAUGCAGUCCAAUCUGUAGAUGUAAAACGAAGUGAAUUUUGAAGCAGCAGGACUUUUUUCUUCGGAUCCAUGGCUGCCAAAGCAAGCUCUGCACCUCUCCCCAAAUCAGGUGCUGUUUCGAAAGGCUACAACUUUGCUUCUACCUGGGAGCAGAAUGCUCCAUUGACAGAGCAACAACAAGUGGCGAUAGUAUCACUCUCUCAUGCAGUUGCGGAGAGACCAUUUCCAAUCAAUGUGUCUCAAGAACAUAUUUCAGGGCAAGAGAAUGGUUUGUCAACUUCUCCGAAGGACAAGACUUUAGAAGACUCGGGAGCUAUUGAAGCAGUUUUGGUCAACACACAUCAGUUUUACAAAUGGUUUACAGAUCUUCAAUCAGCGAUGAAGUCCGAGACAGAGGAGAAGUAUCGCCACUAUGUCAACACAUUGACAGAACGCAUUCAGACAUGUGAUGAUAUCCUUCAUAAGGUGGAUGACACCCUUGAUUUGUUCAAUGAACUACAACUACAACAUCAUGCAGUAGCAACAAAGACUAAAACUUUGCAUGAUGCAUGUGAUCGAUUGUUGAUAGAGAAGCAAAGACUGAUAGAGUUUGCAGAAGCACUUCGCAGUAAGCUUAACUAUUUUGAUGAAUUGGAGAAUGUUGCUACCAAUUUUUACUCUCUGAACAUGAAUGCUGAAAAUGGAAACUUUCUUCCGUUGCUAAAAAGAUUGGAUGAGUGUAUUUCGUAUGUCGAAAGCAAUCCACAGUAUGCUGAAUCAAGUGUUUACUUGGUUAAAUUUCGACAACUUCAGUCUCGAGCAUUGGGAAUGAUUCGGUCUCACGUACUCUCUGUUCUCAAAAGUGCUUCUUCUCAGGUCCAGGCUGUAAUUCGGGGUAGUGGUGGUAGCAAAAUAGCUGUUUCUGAGGGUGUGGAGGCAUCUGUUAUUUAUGUUCGCUUUAAGGCAGCAGCUGGUGAGCUCAAGCCAGUGUUGGAGGAAAUUGAAAGCAGAUCAUCAAGGAAAGAAUAUUCUCUGGUUCUUACAGAGUGCCACAGAUUAUACUGUGAACAGCGCCUUUCCUUGGUACGAGGCAUAGUGCAUCAACGGAUCUCUGAAUUUUCAAAGAAAGAGGCUUUGCCAUCAUUGACUAGAUCUGGAUGUGCGUACUUAAUGCAGGUCUGCCAACUUGAACACCAGCUCUUUGAUCAUUUUUUUCCUUCGUCAUCUGAGGAUGUAUCAAGUUUGGCUCCUUUAAUAGACCCCCUGUGCAUUUAUUUAUAUGAUACACUUCGCCCAAAACUUAUUCAUGAAGCAAAUCUUGAUUUUCUUUGUGAACUUGUUGAUAUUCUUAAAGUUGAAGUCCUGGGAGAACAACUGAGUAGAAGGAGUGAGUCUUUAGCGGGGUUGCGUCCAACAUUAUAUAGAAUUCUAGCAGAUGUUCACGAGAGAUUGACUUUUCGUGCACGAACACAUAUUCGUGAUGAGAUAGCAAACUACAUUCCUUUCGAUGAAGAUUUGGAUUAUCCUGCUAAGUUAGAGAGGUUGCCUGGGACAGUGUCAGGAGCUACUUCAGGUGAUGAAAAUUCUGAUGUAUUUAAAACUUGGUAUCCACCAUUGGAGAAAACUUUGUCAUGUCUGUCAAAGUUGUAUCGAUGCUUAGAACCAGCUGUUUUUACCGGGUUAGCACAGGAAGCAGUUGAAGUUUGCUCAAUAUCCAUCCAGAAAGCGAGCAAACUCAUUGCAAAGAGAUCAUCUCCAAUGGAUGGACAGCUUUUCCUUAUCAAACAUCUGCUUAUCUUAAGGGAGCAGAUUGCACCUUUUGAUAUAGAAUUUUCAGUCACGCAUAAGGAACUCGAUUUCUCUCAUUUGUUGGAGCAUCUGAGACGGAUUCUUAGAGGCCAGGCCUCACUGUUCGACUGGUCAAGAUCAACCUCAUUGGCAAGGACCUUAUCUCCACGAGUUUUGGAGAAUCAAAUAGAUGCAAAAAAGGAACUGGAGAAGAGUCUCAAAACAAAUUGUGAAGAGUUCAUCAUGUCAGUCACAAAGUUAAUUGUAGAUCCGAUGCUUUCAUUUGUCACCAAGGUGACUGCUGUGAAAGUUGCAUUGUCCUCAGGCAGUCAAGAUCAGAAGUCAGACUCCGUUUUAACGAAACCUCUUAAGAAUCAAGCUUUUGCCUCUCAAGAUAAGGUUUCUGAGCUUGUCCAGAAGGUUGGUGCCAGUAUUCAGCAAGAGUUGCCUACAGUGAUGGCAAAGAUGAAACUUUAUCUGCAGAAUCCAUCUACACGAAUAAUUCUUUUCAAACCAAUCAAGACAAAUAUCGUAGAGGCCCACUUGCAAGUGCAAUCCCUGCUAAAGUCCGAAUACUCCCCCGAGGAGAUGCAAAGCAUCGGUAUGGUAUCUAUUCAGGAGUUGCAAAACCAACUGGACAGCCUUCUAUAGAUGUUGUCAAGGUCUAUCUCUCUGCUUUCACCGAUUUCUCUUGUGAUCUUUUUGUGACCCUGAUCUAGGUAUUUGUUUUUGUUUUUAGGAAUUUUCAGUUUUUUUUGUAGAAAAUUUAGGACUUUCUUGCUUAGGUUCCAUAGAUGUUGGGCGCAUAUGCUAACUUGUUUGUUUCUUUCUGAUGAUGAUGUCCAUUACUGGCUAGAUGCAUAAUGUAAAAAUCAAGUCAACUGAAGGUGAAAUGACAUUACAAAUUUUGUUCUUCUACAA
Messenger RNA from Nelumbo nucifera (sacred lotus), 2716 nucleotides. RefSeq names its product sec34-like family protein. The record is from RefSeq and is a predicted model, not a curated record. NCBI's taxonomy places the organism in Eukaryota, Viridiplantae, Streptophyta, Magnoliopsida, Proteales, Nelumbonaceae. Gene Ontology annotation, cellular component: COG complex; cis-Golgi network; membrane. Gene Ontology annotation, biological process: intracellular protein transport; intra-Golgi vesicle-mediated transport; Golgi organization.